AUGGCGAGCCGGCAGCGAGGAGGUGGUGGGGGUCCCUCGGGCUGCUUCAGCACCUACUGGCCACUUUCUCUCUUCCUCGCACUCGUGACUUCGGUGAACUCAGUAGACGUUGCUCAGCUGGGGACUUCUGCCUUCUCAGGUACUGUCACUUGCCAUAAAGACAGAAUGACGGUGGAGUUUUCAAGAAAUCUUGGCAUCAAGAAAUGGCAUGCGUCUCUAAUGGAUCCCUUUGGUCUUGAAAUGCUGAAUUGCACUUAUGACCUGGACCCAGAAAAGCUCACCCUGAGGGCCCCAUAUGAGACCUGUACCAGGAGAGUGCUCGGCCAGCACCAGAUGACCGUCAGGUUCACGGACACCAGCGCUGCCGUAAGGCCGAAGGCUUCCACGUACCAGGUCAGCUGUCCCGCUGUGCUAGCCGGAGCCCACGAGCACCCGGGGUCCACCCUCUGCGCGGAGGACUUCAUGUCUUUUACCUUUCAGGUGUCUCCUGGGAUGGCGGACGUGAAUACGGAGCUCCGGUAUGAGCUCGGGUGGAGCAUCGAGGUCGGUGAUGGUGCCAGAGCUCAAACCCUGACGCUUCGCGAGGCCAUGACACAAGGAUACAGUCUCCUGAUAGACGGCCCCAAGAUGACCAUCCAAGUGUCGUUCAAUGCCACCGGAGUGACUCGCUACUCGCAAGGGAAUAACCAUCUCUACACGGUGCCUCUGAAGCUUAUCCAUGUAAUUCUUGGACAAAAGACCAUCUUAUCAUCCCAAGUGACUUGUAUGUCAGGUCCUGUGACCUGUAAUGCCACACAUAUGACUCUCACCAUACCAGAGUUUCCCGGGAAGUUAAAAUCCGUGAGCUUCGAAAACCGGAACAUUCCCGUGAGCCAGCUGCACAAGAACGGGGUUGACGUAGAAGCAAGAAAUGGCUUGAAACUGCACUUCAGCAAAAUUCUUCUCAAAAUGAAAUUCUCGGAAAAAUGCCUACCCUAUCAGUUCUACUUAGCUUCACUCCAGCUGACCUUUUUCUUUCAACGGGAGAUAGCAUCCAUGGUGCUCUUUCCUGAGUGUCUCUGCGAGUCACCAGUUACCAUAGGUAAGCUGUGUACUCGGGAUGGGUUCAUGGACAUCCAAGUCUACAGCCACCAAACGAGACCAGCCCUGGACUUGAACACCCUCAGGCUCAGGGACGCGUCCUGCCGGCCUGCCUUCGAAGCCGCAUCUCGGGGGCCGGCGCGGUUCCACAUACCCCUGAAUGGAUGUGGGACGAGACACGAGGUCAAGGAUGACAAAAUCAUCUAUGAAAACGAAAUACACGCUCUCUGGGAAGAUCUUCCUCCAAGCACGAUUUCCAGAGAUAGCGAAUUCAGAAUGACGGUGAAGUGCUCUUACAGCUGGGAUGACGUACUAACAAAUAGCAGUGUCCAAAGCGUCCCCCCUCCAGGGGCCUUAGUGAAGCCGGGUCCACUUGCCCUGAGCCUGCAGACCUACCCAGAUAACUCCUACCUGCGACCUUACGCGGACAAGGAGUACCCUGUGGUGAGAUACCUCCGCCAGCCCAUCUACCUGGAAGUGAGGGUCCUAAAUAGGACGGACCCCAACAUCAAGCUGGUCUUGGACGUCUGCUGGGCAACGCCCACCAGGGACCCGGCCUCUCUCCCCCGCUGGAAUGUCAUCGUGGAUGGCUGUGAGUACAACCUGGACAGCACCCGAACCACCUUCCAUGCCGUGGGCCCCUCCGUGGCCUUCCCCAGCCACUACCGGCGGUUCGACGUGAAGACCUUUGCGUUCCUCUCGGAGGCCCGAGCGCCCUCCAGCCUGGUCCACUUCCACUGCAGCGCCCUGAUCUGCAACCAGCUUUCUCCUGAUUCCCCACUGUGUUCUCUGACUUGCCCUGUGUCAUCUAGAAGCAGGCGAGCCGCAGGGGCCACUGUGGAAGAGAAAACGGUCAGCCUCCCGGGACCCAUUCUCCUGUUGCCGGACGGCUCUUCAGUCAGAGGUACGGAUUUAAAGCCCGGGGUAGUUCACGGACUCAAGUUCAUGGCUUUGUGUCGAAUACCCCCUUUCAACACAAACGUCGUCCGCUCCGACGGGCACGGGACCGCUGGAUACGCCGCUUUCUACAUCACGGCUGCCGUGCUGGCCCUGGCAGGUGUCGCGGCGUCUCUAGGCCUCACCCAUUACCUGUGCAAGAAAAGAACCGUGAUGGUAAAUCACUGA
Pteropus alecto (black flying fox) is the source of this 2205-nucleotide messenger RNA. RefSeq names its product zona pellucida glycoprotein 2 (gene ZP2). The record is from RefSeq and is a predicted model, not a curated record. Gene Ontology annotation, cellular component: egg coat. The coding region runs from base 1 to 2205 and encodes 734 amino acids. Gene Ontology annotation, biological process: binding of sperm to zona pellucida; prevention of polyspermy. Gene Ontology annotation, molecular function: structural constituent of egg coat; acrosin binding. Lineage: Eukaryota; Metazoa; Chordata; Mammalia; Chiroptera; Pteropodidae. The transcript has 19 exons.